UAUUAGACUUCAAGCUAACCGGGUGGACUUUGAAACUGAAUAACUUUUGAACUAAGCGCCGCUAGCAGACGGAAAUUGAUUGGAAAGUAUUCCAGUCUUCUAGCAACUUGUAAGCCAAAACCGGUUGAGUUCAUUCUAGGAGAAAUUAUUUUAGAUAGAAGAACAUAGUCUAUAAAGUCUAAAAGGUCAACGCGUAGUGAUCAAAAUAUUUUUUGCCGGAAGGCCACAGCACUGCGAGAAGUCAGCGAACAUUGUUGCAUAUGUUAAGCAGGAAAGCCUUAAAUCAAAGCGGCCUACGUGAAUGGUGCAAACGAUUAAGCGACUGAGAUUGGAACCUUGAAAAUCACCGAUAAAGUGACAAGAUGUCAUAGCCCGAAGGGCAAGAACGCGUUUCCGCAAUGAAGAAGACUUUUAACGAAAGCAGAAUCUUAAAUCUAAGGGCUCUACCGGCCAAAACUCGCGUUCACAAGAGUGACAUAUAGCGAAUUACAGAGCUAUAAUUCAAAUACUGAAAAUACAAAAACUAAGUAAAAGAUGGGCGUUCCGUGAAUAGAUUACAAUCCAGUUGAAAACGCGCGGUGUAUUGAAUGUGCAGUAUGCGUGACUUAAGUCAACAAAAAACCUUCGUGUAGCAUAUUGUCGCUAUGGAUGAGUACGGUGUUGGAUAACUUCUCCAUGCUUCAAUUACUUCCAGGAUUGAGCAAAAGAGUAUUCAACGGUGUCGCUGUGGUACCUGUGGAGAGAUCUCGAGCUUUUCAGCGAUGGGCCUCCCCGCCUACGAAUCAAACAUGAAUGUUCCGUUAGGACAUCCUGACCGUAUGAAAUCUAAGAUGGUACCGCGACCCCUACAAAAACAUUUAGGAGUGCCAGGAUUCAACAGUCGCCUGUGUCAUGGCAAUAUUGAGCUCCGAAUGACCGUCGUAAGGUUCUAUUUGAUCCACUUCUAUAAAAUGUGAAGGAAUUGUUUCAUUGUGUGUGGCCUGGAAAUCCGCUACUAACAUAUUUGCUGUGUCUUGACUGAAAUACUACAUCAGCUUCUUCGGGAGCAGUUCUUCGAGUACUAUUCUUUUGAGGAAACGACCAUGGAGGCCAUUCAGCGAACCGUUCGCCUGAGGAUAGCACAAACGGUACCGAUACAAACCCAGCCGACGAGGCGCCUGUCCCAGAGGGAAAUGUGCUGUAGGCCUCCAGGGGUCCAAAUGCUUCCAGAAGCCAUUAGAAAUCAAGUAUUUCCCCUUAUUAAUCGAAGUCAGCCUUCGAAUGAAAGUAUUGAAGCUAUGAAAGACCACUUAAAGAGAUUCGGUCUGUGGCAUGCGAAAGCUGAUUGCUUAGACGACGUUAAUAUAGAACUGCCUCGAUUGCUUGGAGCAAACAUCGAGGAGCACUUUGAUAGUAUUGGAAAAAGGUUUAACAUGCUUUAUUUAGAUGCUUUGAAGGAACUUACCUCUGCUACCGUACCAAUUAUUCCAUCCAAGUUCGCCUUCCUGGAGGGUUGGGUGCGUUAUACGGUUGACGGUCACGCUUUUGAAAAAGUGGAAGCACCGGAGGGUGACGCACUUGUUUUCGACGUCGAAACGGUUGUCGUCGAGGGCGGUCUGCCUGUGAUGGCAGUCGCGCUAUCAAACAAAAGCUGGUUUUCUUGGUGUUCAACAGCCAUUGUUGGUGGCCGAGACCACCGGGUCGAAAGAGUGACCCCUAAUUUACUCAUUCCCCUUGGAACGGUAGAUCGUGAAACGAUUGUAGUAGGGCAUGCGGUAGGAUUCGAUCGUUCGUUCUUGAAAGAAGAAUACGAUGCUAGACAGUCAAAACGGCGCUUCCUAGAUACUUUAUCGAUGCAUGUCUGCGUCUCAGGGCAGGCAACCUCGCAGAAAAUGAUGACUUCUGUUCUGAAGAAGUGGAACGACCAUACUAAAAAUUCAACAAUGAAGCCGGUCUCGAUCGGUGACAUUUUCAAAUGGGGAAAAGUUUCAGCACUCAAUAACCUCGCUGACGUAUAUCAGUUGUAUUGCCAAGCAGAGCUUUCGAAGUCGGCGAGACAGACUUUCAUCACAGGUACAUCAGCUGAAAUCAGGGCCGAUUUCCAGCAAUUAAUGAACUACUGCUUUAGCGAUGUCAAGGCCACCAGGGAUGUUCUCGCAAAACUGCUGCCACUUUUCGUCAAACGAUUCCCACAUCCAGUUAGUUUUUUCGGUUUAACGGAAAGCUUAACGGCAUAUCUCCCAGUAAGUGAAAAUUGGAAUCGAUAUCUAAGCCGAGCAGAAGCUGUCUACAAUGAUACGAAUGCAGAAAUUCAGCAUAUUCUCAAUAUGUUGGCUAAUAAAGCCUGUCGGAUGCAUCAAGAUGGUUCUUGGAGAAAUGAUCCUUGGUUAUGGGACCUUGAUUGGUCUACACAAAAUUUAAAAUGCAAACAAAAAGCUUCACGAAGCGUAGACCUGUCUGAGGCAACAAAUAAUUUAUCGCCUAAACAGUCUGAUAUGAAAAGAGAAUAUCCAAAGUGGUACAGAGAGCUAUGUGCAAAACUUUUGGAGAAUGGGUUAGGGUUAUCGAACGAAGAAUUCGGUACUUGGAAGAUACCUGUUCGGGGACGGUGUAUUCCCAAGUUACUUAAACUCAUGUGGAAUGGCUAUCCUUUGCACUUUCAUGAAGAAUACGGAUGGGGGUAUCUGGUUCCCCAUAAUAAGCCAGGAGAUGAAUCCCACAAUAGAGAUUCAACUGGAUUUCCGCUGAAAGAGUAUACACUAAUUGUUAAUGCAGCUCGAGCAAGAUCAACAACAUAUAGCAAGUUUGCGUCAAUUCAACCUGUGGAGGAAAUUCUGGACCUAGAUGACUUGUCCAAACUAAGUAGUUAUAACGACUGGGAGACCAUGAGAAAAACGUUUAAAAAGCAUUUUAUUCCUGACUUACAACGCAAAUCUGGAAAAAACGAGAUUUUUUAUGAUCACCUGGAGCGAAUCAAGGACUGGAAAACUAUGAAAUCAAUUUCUUCACAUUGCGAGUCUGAAAAGAAUGACCUUAGCGUCAAGAACAGCUCAGGUAUGAAUACCGAAGCCAACAUCGAUAUCGGGAUUUCUGGUGUACUUUUUAGGCGAUUGCCACACAAAUACGGAGUUAAUUACAACGUUGGUACCCCACUUUCAGUUCAUUUUAUCGAGAAAUAUCAAGGCAAUCUUCUCAGAUCAUGGGAUGAUGAUAACGCCGAUCGUUUGCUGGAGCUUAUGAAACAGACCAUUCACUGGAGUACUGUCCGAGAAAGACUGCAACAACAAAUGUUCGUAUGGACAAGCGAAAACGAGGGUGUAGUCUUGCCGCGAUUAAUUCCAGCUGGUACAAUAAACCGUAGACCAAUGGAAAAGAUGUGGCUUUCUGGAUGCCACGAAAUAACGUAUCGUAUCGGUUCCGAGCACAGAACUUUGGUACACGCGCCACAAGGUAUGCAUUUUGUGCGAGCGCGCUUUGACUCCCUCGAAUUCUGGAUUGCUUCGAUUUUAGGUGAUUCAGCGUUUCAGGGGGUACACGCCAGCACGGCGUUCGGUUGGGCAACAGUACAGGGCCAAGAAGUCAGCGGGACCGAUGUGCACUCAAGAACGGCAGCUGUCUUAAACUGUUCUUUGGAUCACGCUAAAGUGAUUGACUUUGCUCGAAUAUAUGGGGCGGAAAAGGCGAUUUUAGCUUCUAUUUUUCGAACAUUUAAUCCCAGUCUCACAAAGAAAGAGGCUAGUGACCGUUGCGAAAGGCUGCUUCGCGUUACGAAAGGAGUACGAUGUGCCGCGACGGAAUUAGAUCAAAUGUUUUUCAAUAAAAGUAAAAAUCCUUUAUCGUGCCCACAACGUUGGUUUGCCGGAACCGAAUCACACGCAUAUAAUGCGCUCAAUCAGAUAGCUUUAGGAAAGAUACCGCGUACCCCAUUUCUGCUAGCCCAAAUUACACGGGCAUUAGAGCCAGCAGCUGUAGGUUCUUGCUAUAUGAAAGCGCGCCAGACCUGGAUCAUACAGAGUUCAGCAAUGGAUUAUUUGCAUAUGAUGCUAGCCUCGAUGAGAGACCUUUUCGAUCGAUUUCAAAUUGACGGUCGCCUCGUUGUGGCGAGUCACGAUGAAAUCAGCUAUAUGGUUCGGUCAAAAGACCGGUUUCGGGCCGUUCUCGCUAUGCAUAUAUCAAAUCUUUUCGUACGAUCGAUGUGUGCUUCCCGGUUAGGUAUACACGACUUGCCGUUCAGUGUGGCAUUCCUUGAUGCAGUUAGCGUAGACAAAACUCUCCGUAAAGAUGUGACAAACGACUGUGUUACACCAUCCAAUGCAGAGGGCCUGCAAAAGAAUUACGGAGUACCCUUAGGUGAGGUGAUUGAUAUCUACACAGCAAUCAAACAGACUGCUGGAGGCAAACUUACUGUGUAGUUUUAUUUUAAGGUGUUAACGUUCCGUUGGACGUUUAAAGUUCGAUUAAUUAAGAAUGUUAUGAAAGUACAGGAGAGGCGUACAAAUUUAUAUAUGGAACAUUUACGACUUGCAGCAAAUGUGCCAGUUGUUAACAUUUGAAAGAUAUUCUGCUAAAUCAUAAAAGCACAAUAUAGAAUUGUCUAAUAGGGAAGUUGUGCGCCCUGAGAGAUAAGCAACGUGACUGUACUGUGUGAUUGUGAGGACUUGAUUGUAUUGAUUUAAAUGAGGAAAUAGCGAUAGGUAUAUGCUACAUGAAAUAGAAGCAAAGCAAUAUCCAGAUUCGCGCCCAGGAUGUUAAUUGACCUUGUAAUAAAACAUGCAUAUACAAAUAGUUGUGACAUACAAAUCGCAUCAGAAUUGCAAGCUCACUAUAUCUCUUAACCUUUCCAAUCGUACUCACGGUAGGAUAAUGAAACGAGGUUGCGACAACGUUUUCCUUUAAGUUCAUCGAAUGUUAAUUAAUAAACAGAUGUAAAUUCGAUACGAUGCAUAUUUUUCAAACAUAAAUUGCAUAUGGAGCUGUAUCAAGGGUCUGCCAUGACCUAAAUCGUGCAAGCAUAUAAUAUAUUCUUCAGUUAUACGGUGUUUAACAGCACGAAACUAAUAACAGCUAUUUUUAGUGCAAUACCUUUAGUGGAAAAGAACGGCGCUAAACCUGUUAAUAUUAGAGAUUUUCCCUAAAACAUAAUUACAUGGUCUUUAGUAAGGUUCCAAUACUUCAAUCGAAUUUCGAAGGCCAUUCUUACAAAUUAAGGCAUAACGUUAGAAUUAAAUAUAUGAGUUGUGGAUGUGUACCCGUACCGAGCUUCGAACUCGCUGGCUUGGUACAAACAAGUAAACAAUGGUAAUAGAUACAUUAACAAGCAUAGAUAAAUAAUAUAAUUGAUCACAAUAUGAUUGACAGCAUAACUUAAUAUCUGGUAGAUUUCCCCUGUUCUUUAAUCACUUUAAUAAUAAAAUUCAUCGUUUUAAUAAUAAAAAUCACGUGGUUUCAAUUACUAUAGUUGAGUAAAUUGCCUUACGAUUGAAUAAUGGCCAGAGAUUUUUUGUGUGUGUAAAUUAGAUUUUUUACACAGCUAAUUCCGAACGACUUUAUGGGUUUCUCUAAAUCCCAAGUAAAAUGUGGGAAUGAACUAACGCAAGCUUUUGUGGAAGGACCUGAUCAAACGAGGAGACAAUGUUAUAAAGAGAGAAUAUUUGUUAAUCGUCCAUUAACGUUUCACCAAAAUUCUAUGUACAAUAUAUUAUUGGAUAUAGAAUUUCCCAAAUAGAGCUACUCAGUGUGUGCCAAACCUUGGGUUGAAUUUAGUAGAAUGACGCGCAACCUAGAGGUAUUUUAAAAGACUGUUAUCGGUUUAAUGCCUUCCUAUUUACUCGCCAUUUUCGUCAACAACAAUAACAGUGCCUCUAACAAACCGAUAUAAAGACCGUGAAUUUUGUCAAAAAAAGUAGUUUCCUUUAGGUUUGGUCAGGAGUACGUGUUGAUCAGUAUUACUUAGCGUAUUGUUAUAACUUCAAUAUUUAGAAAUCAUACAGAACCGUUAUUGAACAUUUUGAUGAAACACAUCAAAAUAAUUUUGGAUACAUGGGUCCAAUUAAUGAGAAUGCGAUUCGUUUUCGGAUUAUACUUUUGAAGCACAAUCAACCUCUAUAGAAUAUUAUCUCUAUCUUAAAGAAUA
This is a messenger RNA of Varroa destructor (honeybee mite), 6112 nucleotides long. RefSeq names its product DNA polymerase subunit gamma-1-like. Lineage: Eukaryota; Metazoa; Arthropoda; Arachnida; Mesostigmata; Varroidae. The record is from RefSeq and is a predicted model, not a curated record. Gene Ontology annotation, molecular function: serine-type endopeptidase activity; protein binding; 3'-5' exonuclease activity. Gene Ontology annotation, cellular component: gamma DNA polymerase complex; mitochondrion. Gene Ontology annotation, biological process: proteolysis; mitochondrial DNA replication.